This is a messenger RNA of Papilio machaon (common yellow swallowtail), 5120 nucleotides long. It is a transcript of the gene Tmem131, whose product is annotated as transmembrane protein 131 homolog. Gene Ontology annotation, cellular component: membrane. Bases 148 to 4941 code for a protein of 1597 amino acids. The transcript is spliced from 22 exons. NCBI's taxonomy places the organism in Eukaryota, Metazoa, Arthropoda, Insecta, Lepidoptera, Papilionidae. The record is from RefSeq and is a predicted model, not a curated record.
UGGUUGAAUUUUGUCUCUUAAGUUUAACUUGAUUAUUGAACGAAAAUUAAAUCUUAUGAGUUGAAGUGCGAAAGUUAAUUUUUAACUUUAAAAUAUUUUAAGACAGCAAUGUGAAUAAUCACUGGUGAAAUACGAAAAUACGUGAAAAUGUGUCGAGGAAUGUUAUGGUGUUAUGUUCUUGCAUUGACGUUAGUGGAUAUUUCACCGCAUACAAAGUUGACAGCCCAUGGGAAGAGUCAUGAUGUCACAUUACAUGACACUCUCAUAGAAGGAUUAAAUUUUCAAGAAUGGGGCGGCGAGGGGCUGGCGGAGGCUGGCGGGGCCGGGUCUGCGGUGCUGGAAGGUGUAGCGCUGCAGCCAAUGGCUUUGCACUUUGGGUCGGCCGCGCUGGCCGCGCCACACGUGCGCUCCGUCACGCUCACCAACACCGGCAACGCAACGCUGCAUCUCGCCUCCGUCGCCGGCACCACGCCCGAUUUCCACGCCUCCUUCUUUGAGUCUAAGACGUUGGCGCCGCAAACCAACACCACCUUCAGCGUGGUGUACCUGGGGCGGCGCGCGGGGCCCGUCACCGCGCACCUCUACAUACACACCUCGCUCGGCGUCUACAAGUACCCUGUGUCGGCGGUGGGCGUGGCCAGCGAGUACGAGGUGUGGCCACUGGUGGGCGUGCGCGUGCCCGCCAACGCCUCCGUGGAGCCCGUGCUGUCGCUGCACAACCCCACAGAUCACGUCAUACAGGUGACGGAGGUGUACUCGUCGGGCUCGUGGGUGGGGCUGCAGCUGCCGGCGGGCGGGGCCAGCGCGCCGCGCGACGCCUGGGCCGUGCCGCCGCACGCCACGCGCGACAUCGUGCGUCUGCGUCUGGCGCCGCCCGCGACCGACGUCGACGACUCCGACACGCAGCGCCCCCUCACCGCCUACGUGAGGGUGAAGGCGAACGUGCCGGGCGGCGCGCUGGUGGUGUGCGUGGAGGCGCGCGCGACGCCCGCCGGCGAGCACGCGGCGCCGCUGCAUCUGCACAUGCGCGCGCGCGGCUCAGACGACCCCGCACUCACGGUGCGGUUGCGGGCGGCCAACAGCGCGCGCAGCGGCGUGCGGCUGGAGGCGGCGGUGCGCGGCGCGCGCUGCGUGCCCGAGCCGCACGCGCCGCCGGACCCCUGCGAGCCGCCGCACGCGCACGCACAUAACGGCGGGGCGGCGGAGGGCGCGGCGGGCGCGCGGCUGGCGCUGCUGCGCGCCGACCUGCCGCCGCUGCACGACUUCACCGACGUCGCCGACCUCACUCUCAACUAUGGCGAGCUGUGGGCCAGCGCGGAGGGCGCGGAGGGCGCGGAGGGCGCAGUGGGCGCAGUGCGGUGCGCGGGCUGCGUGCGGCUGGGCCGCGCCGCGCUGCCGUACUCGCUGCGCCUGGUGCCGGGCACGCUGCGGCUGGAUCCCGACGCCAUGCAUUUCGUGCGUGCCGGGGGAGGUGGGGGAGGCGGGGCGCUGCGGGCGGUGUCGCUGCGCGCGCACAACACGAGCCCGCUGCCGCUGCACGUCGCCGAGGUGGCGCUGUCGGCCGACGCGGCGCCCUACUUCCGGAUGACGGAGGCGGGGCCGCGCGUGGUGGGCGCGGGCCGGAGCGCGGCGCUGGCGCGGCUGCAGCUGCUGCCGGCGGCGCUGCGGGACAACGUGACGCUGGCCGGCGCCCUCACGCUGCGCACCAAUCUCUCGCACUACCGUGUCCCGCUGCUCGUCUACGGCGGUCGCUUUGUGUUGGAGUGGGAGUGGCCGUGGGGCGGGGAGGUGGCCGGCGCGGUGUCGCUGGGCGCGCUGGGCACGUCUGCGUCGCGGCGCGUGGGCGUGCGCCUGCGCAACCCCGGCCCGGCGCCGCUGUGCGCUCGGGACCUGGCCGCCGAGCUGUCGGCCGGCUCCGUACAGUUCACGCUAGCGGCCUGCCCCGCGGCGCCGCCUGACCAUCCUUGUCGCUGCGUGGAGGGCGGUGCGUGGACGCAGGCGUGGCUGGUGGUGGUGGCGCCCGCGCGCGCCGGCGAGCUGCGCGGGCACGUGCGCGUGCGCAGCCAGCACGCCAGCACCGACGCCGCGCUCUCGCUGCGCGCGCUGCCGGGCCGCCUGCACGCGCCGCCGCUGCGUCUGCCCGACGCCGCCCCGUUCGCGUGGUCGGCGGGCGAGCUGGUGCUGGAGAGCACCAUGGAGCUGGAGAUGUUCGUGAGCGAGGUGACGCAGCCGACGGUGGACCCCGCGCUCUCCUACAUCGCGCCGGCGGGCGGGCGUGCGGCGGUGCGCGGCGGCCGGCAGGUGGUGGGCGGCGUGCGGUACGCGCCGGAGCUCAGCUGUCACCCCGACUGCUACACCGGCCUCGACUUCGACUCCCCCGAGGGGCGGGCGUGGCUGAGCCGGCUGGCGGCGUGCGGCGCGGCGGGCGAGGCGGCGCUGGCGCAGGACGCGGCGCUGGCGGCGCGCCGGCUGGCCGUCUUCCUGCGCCUGCAGCGGCACCGGCCCGCGCCCACCAACCUGACGCUGCACCUGCACACCACUGAGAUGAUGCAGAUCCCGGUGACGGGCUCGGUGCGGCUGCAUUGGCCGCGCGUGUCGGCGGGUGCGGGGGGCUCGGGGGGCGCGACGGGCGUGCUGGCGGCGGUGGGCGCGACGCGGUCUCUGCGCGUGUCGGCGCACAACCCGUCCGGCUCUCACUCGCUGCUGCUGCAGCCGGUGCUGGCGGGCGACCUGCGACUGUCCGCUAUGGCGGGCGGCGAGGAGCGAUGCGGCAACGGCAGCUGCGUGUGGGCGCCGCACGCCUUCCGGCUGGCGGGUUGGCGCGCGGUUCGCGGCGAGGUCUCCGAGUGGGCGCCCGUGGGAGAGGGCGAGGGCGCCGAGUGCCGGGCCGCGCCCACGCUCUUGUUGGCGCCGCAUGCGCAGAUCGACCUCACGCUGACGUUCGCGCCUCAGCAGGCCGCGCUGCUGGCCGCCUACCUGUAUCUGCGGAACAACCUGACCAUCGUGGAGGGCGUGCUGGUGACGGCGGAGGGCGCAUAUCCCAGCUUCGAGUUGGCCGGCCGCAAGCCCGGCUCCUCCGCACCCAUUUUACUUGAGGUGAGCGAAUGCGGCGAGACUAGCGGUGCCGGUGUGGGCGUGGGCGUGGGCGUGGGCGUGCGGCGCAGCGUGGUGGUGCGCAACACCGGGCGCGUGCCCGUGCGCCUGCGCGAGUGGCGCCUCGCCGGCCGCCCCUGUCAGGCGCGCGGCUUCCGGCUGCAGCCCUGCGCCCCGCUCGCCCUCGCGCCCAACGACUCCCGCACCCUGCAUCUCGCCUUCGCGCCCGACUUCACCCUGGCCCGCGUCGCCGCCCGCCUCCAGCUGCGCUCCGAGCUGGGCCGCGCCGAGUUCACGCUGCAGGCCAACGUGCCCGCCCGGCUGCUGCCGCGCUGCGCCGCCGCCCUCCCGCGCCCGCCCUUCGAGCCCGCGCUGCGUCUCGCCGCCGCCCUGGCCGCCUUCGCCGCCCUCGUCCUCGUCCUCGGCGCCGCGGCCUUCGACGCCGAGCGGCUGCUGCGUCGCGCCCGCGCCUCCCGCACCUCACCCCUGCCCCGCGCCCCUCUCGACCUGCGCGUCGCGCCUCCGGUCCCGCAUCGGCCCGCGCCCGCCGCGCCCGCACCCCGCAGUGCCCCGCCGCCCGGGCGCCGGCGCCGACCCCCGCGGCGCCCUCUGCCGCCGCUGGAUCCCCUCGCGGAGAGACGCGCUUUCGAGCGGUGGCGCGCCGAGGUGCUACGUCGCGCCGACGACGAGGAGUCCCGCUCGAGCGAGGAUACGGACUCCGUGUGCGUAGAAGCCGAGGCGCCGCCGGCAAAGUGCACCGAGGACGUCGCACCGCCGCCGGACGAGGAGCCGUGCGCGUCGCGUCCGGAUACGCCGCCCGGCCUCGAGGAGUACGCGCCAGACCCCGAGCCCGACGACGAUGAGGACCGACCCUCCAACAGCGCCGACGAGGAGUGCAUCUCGACCGGCUCCGAGGAAUCCUCCCCCGCCAGCGUCGAGCCCGAGGAGCGCUCCGAGCCCGAGGAGAGCGAGGCGCCCGCCGACCGCGACUCGCCCGUCCGCGUCGCCCGGCCCCCCGCGGCGCCGCUCGGCGACCCGACCGACACCGGUGCGGAUGUCUCCCCGCGACUGUCGCGAGCGCGCCGCCAGUCGGGCGAUGCCGGUCGCCGCCUCGAGCGGCCGCGCCCCUCCGGCGAUGCGGCCCCGGCGCAUAUGAAGAUCGUCAAACAACAUAGUCGCAAGGAGAAGAGCGUGAAACGACGCGCCGAGCGGCCCAGCGCUCCGCCCUCGCGCAACUCCCCAGCGCCGCUCGAGGUGGAGGUGGCCGGAGUGGGCGCGGGGGGUGCGGGGGGCGCGGCGCCCGCCGUACGCUGGGGCGCCUCCUGGAGCUCAGUGGUGGCGGCGCGUGCGCUGGCGCCCAUCGGCUCGGACGUGCGGCGCCGCGCGCCGAGCGCCGACAACUCGCUGUUCUACUUCAACGGUGCAGCGAGCGCUCCACGACCAGACAUGGGGUGGCGCGCGCCCGCCAUCGAGCGCCCUUACCCGCCGCCGUCACGAGACUAUCUCGGUGACACAACCGGUGUGGGGUCCGUUGGCUCGGUUGGCGCGGUGGGAUCGGUUGGCUCGGUAGGCGCGAUGGGUUCAGUGGGCGCGGUGGGUUCAGUACUGGGUAGCGCGUACAGCCCGCUGGAGACCGGCGGGGGUUGGGGCGGCGCGUGGGCGUGGGGUGCGGCGGGCGCGGUGCGGCCCCCGCCCGGCUUCUCGGCGCCGCCACGGCCUCCGCGCGCCUACGACCCAUUCCGAUCUCUCGCCUCCAUCUGGGCGCCGGGCGCGGCCGACUGGCGCUACGAGCCCGCCGACACGCCCCCCGCGGCGCCCACAGCCCCCGCAGAUACCGAGGAGCGUUAGACCGGCAGAGACCGGCCAUCGUUUGUUUGGGGAGAGGCAGCGCGGCCGCGGACGCACUAGUCAACGCGCCGGCGCCACUCGCGCCCGCUCGCCGCCGCUCUCUCCCGCGCUCCUACACACACAUAUAUUGUUCAAGUUUAUGUUCCUCAAGUUGUCCCGAGACGAGUUCUUAAUAUAAG